Nicotiana tabacum (common tobacco) is the source of this 1074-nucleotide messenger RNA. The record is from RefSeq and is a predicted model, not a curated record. Lineage: Eukaryota; Viridiplantae; Streptophyta; Magnoliopsida; Solanales; Solanaceae.
GAGGUUAUUCCUUUGUACAACAAAUCCUUCCAGAAGUGUAUCAUAUCCCCAUUACCUACUGUAUAGCUAAUGGACGCUCCGUCAAAUGUUUGAAUCAUAUAGCAAUUUAGACAAGGAACUUGCAUGGCAUUUGUUCCGCCAAAUUGUAGAAGGCUUGGCACAUAUCCAUGGACAAGGCAUUAUUCAUCGUGACUUGACACCUAAUAAUAUAUUUUUUGACGCUCGCAAUGACAUUAAAAUCGGGGAUUUUGGUCUAGCCAAAUUCUUGAAACUAGAGCAGCUGGACCAGGAUGUAGAUGCUGCCGAGAUGAUAGGAGUUUCUGUUGAUGGAACUGGCCAAGUUGGUACAUAUUUCUAUACUGCACCUGAAAUAGAACAAAGGUGGCCCAAGAUUAAUGAGAAGGCUGAUAUGUACAGCUUAGGAGUUGUUUUCUUCGAGUUGUGGCAUCCUUUUGACACUGCAAUGGAGCGACAUAUUGUUCUUUCUGAUUUAAAACAAAAAGGAGAGGUUCCUUCUGCUUGGGCUGCCGAAUUUCCAGAGCAGGCAUCCUUGUUAAGGCGUUUAAUGACCCCAAGUCCAUCUGACCGUCCAUCAGCCGUCGAACUUCUUCAAAAUGACUUUCCUCCUCGAAUGGAGUAUGAGAUGUUGGAUAAUAUUCUUAGGACAGUUCACAUUUCAGAUGACACUGGUGUUUAUGAUAAAAUUGUAAACGCCAUUUUCAAUGAAGACACGUUAAACACAAAAGGCCAUAACAUGAAUCUUGAAAGUUCGAAGGUGGUUGGAAGGGAUACCUCAUGUAUUCUGUUCACUGAUCUACAGACUGAGAGGCGCGAUAAUGUCGUCGAGAUUUCCACAGAAGUAUUCAGACGACAUUGUGCAAAGCAUUUCGAGAUCAUACCCAUGCGAAUGCUUGGUGAAUGUCCACAGGAGAAUAGUCGAGAAAGAAGUGCUGUUAAGCUUUUGACUCAUGGAGGAGACGUGGUUGAGCUUUGCCAUGAACUUCGACUUCCUUUUGUGAAAUGGAUAAUUGCCAAUCGGGUACCUCAUCAGCUCUCUGACUGAUUUCAUAAUUU